GGAGGGGAGCACAGAAUUUGAUCCAGGACAGGGAACCAUGGGCGAGGACGAGGGGGUAGAGUAUCGGUGCUGCAGCAGCAGCAGCAGCAGCGGCGGCGUGGAGGUGCGUGCUCGAGCAAGCGAGCGAGAGCGAGAGCGAGUGGUGGAAUUAGCGAGGGGCGAGUGGGAAAGGGCCUCCUCCUGCCACCACUUCGCUCGCUCGGAGAAGAGUUCCGGUAGUGCCAGCAGCAGCAGCAGCAGCGUUCGUAUGGACCAGCCCCAGAGGCUGUAGCAGAGGAGAGCAGCAGCGAGGAGAGAAGAGAGAAGAGAGAGAGAGAGAGGGGGGAAGGAGGGAAACGCAGGCAGGCAGGGGCAGCGGCAGGGGCAGGAAGAGGCAGGACGAGCUUGAAGGGGAGGGGGAGGGGGGAGGGAAAGGAAAGCGUGGGGAAAGGGAAGGGAAGAAGGACGAGAGAGAGAGGGAGAGGGAGAGGGAGGGAAGGGAGGGAAGGAAAAAGGAAAGGAAAGGAAAGGAAAGGGAGCCCGGGCGAGUUUGAGGAGGUUCGAAGGAGCAGCAGAGCAGCAGGAGAGCAGGAGAGGGAAUCAAAUGAGGGAGUGGGGAAAGCGGGGCCGCCGAGGUUGGAGAGCUUGGAAGCGAAGCGAGAAAUGAGCAACAUUUGCGGGGAAUUGGGGCACCGACGGAGGAAUGCGUGAGAUGGGAUGAAGGCAGGCACGCGACGGAGGUUUUGGCCGAGUGAGUGAGGGUUGAGGAGCGCGGCGACGUGUGGGGAUUGGGUUCUUGAAGGUGGGGGGCACUGGGGGCGAAGGGCAGCAAGCGAGGCAUGAUGGAUGCCGAGGGCGAAAUGGAUGCGGGCGGGGACGACCAAGCUGCUGCAGCAGCGCCCCUGCAGGCGAAGGGCGACGAUGGGUGCUUGAAGGGAGUGAUCGGCGCGGAGUUUGCGGAGGGUCGGGACAGGUGGGAUGUCAAUCCGCCGAGGAGGGUUGUAGGGCUGAGCGACUCGGCCGUCGCGGUCGAGCUCAACGCGCAGGGCGGCGUGUCGAUCUCGACAGGUGAUUAUUCGCAUAUCGAGGAUCAUGAGAUGGACGUGGUUCUGAUGAAUGGGUCAAUUGAUGACACCUCUGCUGCUGCACAGGGCUUUGUGAACGAGGGCUCGAAUCUGCCGAAAGAGGCGAGUGAACUGGGAGCUCUCGGUAGGUAUGUGAUGGAAUGCUCUCCAGGUAGAGAUGAGUUUGUCGUGAACGAAGUUGAUUGCUUGAAAAAUGAGCAUUUAGAGGUGUUUGAAGCUGACAAUGAAUUUGGGUUCGAAGCACGAGCCGACAGCGAAUCAGCCGACUUCGAGCACUUCGUCCGGGCGGAGGAGGCCUACGAGGCGGCCCAUGCCCCCGGUUCCAUUGACGAAGGUGAGGGUUUACAGUUUCAACAACUCCUUGCUGAUUCUGAAGUCGAGGAUAACCCCGACCUCUCGCAAUACAAUGAUGUAGACUUGCCUGAAGCUGCUGCUAGCUCCAGGGUCUCGUUGGAACCGGACGAGAGCUUAUUCUACGGGCAGGUUUUCGAGGGCCCAGGUCGAGAAAACACGGCUCAUCUGUCCAUGGAGUUGGAGAAGGGCUUGCACUGCAGACAAGUCGUCGGGCGUAAUCAGGUGGUCUGUACUUCUGAUUACGUCGUCGACGCCGAUGGAGGUCCCCAUUAUGAAACAGGCAAUUACAGCCAAAGCCUGCUGUGCGACAUGGAAGGCGCAGGUGCUCCCAAAUUUGAAGAAGCCGUCGCAGCUCACGGAGAGGGUAUGCCUGCAUCGCCAGUCCCUGAUGAACCCAAGCCCGACCUUGUCAUAAAUACUGCAGACGACAUGGUGUCUUUGUGUCAGGAAGUCGCCAUUUUAUCAGAACCCGAUGAAAAUUUUGACCAUAGGGUUACGUCCCAAGAACAAGUUGGCGCAGGAGGUGAAGCCGCUGACACACUUGAUCGUGUGGUCGUUUGUCCUGAAUAUGCUCCCGGGGAACGGCGUGUCGACAUGAGUUUGGCUUCUGCAGAAGUCGAGGGAGUGCUGCAAGCCGACAGGGAUUUUUCAGGCGAUAGUUCACACAGAGCGGGCACGGUCGAAGAAGCUAUGGUUCAUGAAGCUGAAACAUACCGACGUGCAAAUUGUCACGGUGAUAAUGACGUACCGCAGGGGACUUAUUUGAUAGGUAACCCAGAUAAUUCUGUAGAUUCUGAAGGACGCUCCAAAGAUGCUGAGAUUGUCGAGCAAUUUGCCAAGUACCGCCACUACACUGACGGUGAGACCUGCUGCGAGGUUUACAGUCCUCUCGACACCGAACACCCUGAUAACAGGUAUCCGGGUACAGCAUCCGAGGCCGAGAAAGGGCAAGUUCUGACGCAAGGCUACGACGAAUCCAUGUCAAGUCAUGAUCAGUCAGCGCCACUUGAUCUAGAAGCUUGUGAAAGCUCAGGAAUGGACAUGGACCAGGCAGAAGUCAUGAGAGUUGAUGAGUCAAGCGCUGCACUCUUAGCAGCCGGAAACGAGCACGAAUUAGUGGCUAUGGUAACGGAGUCGCUGAACUCUGAUGUCGGGUACGAUGAACGAAUUGGGGAAGAUAUUGUCGAGCAUGUAUCCGAAGUAAGUGAUCUCAUCGUACCCGCUUACGGUGAACCCAGGUCGGAGACUUGCCAUGUUGAGGUAGGAGGUGAAGGCAUAUUGCCUGACCGUGUGCAAACUUCCAAGAGUUUCGAGGCUCAAAUUAUUGAGAGUUCCGACGGCAGUGGGUUGAACGCAAAGGGGAACGGUCGAGAAGAAAGUUCGAAAGAGGUAGCGAGCAAAGGCGGCGUAUAUAACAGGGUUUCUGAAGAUGUUCAACAUCUCGAUUCGAGUUCCCAAAUAGUCGAAGGUACACGAGGAGGGCCUGUUACUGAUAGUUCCGUCCAAAGCAAUGAGGUUCUCAGAUCCCAUGAACAGGGCGCCAUGUUGAUGGUGGAAGAUAAGGUUCUCCCGAGCAAAAUAGAACUCGAGCAGGUUGAAGCCAGUGGGAGCAUUAAAAACCUCCCGAUUCAGCUCCGAACAAGUGAGGUUGCGUCCGGUGUCCACCAAAUAAAGCCAAGUGCAGAAAUAGCAGAACCUUCCGGAAAUCGCAAGGCAAGAGAUGAUUCAAAAUCGAAAUCUCCACAACCAGAGGCCGUCGGCGUGCCCUUGUGGGUGAAGUGGAGGGGAAAGUGGCAGCCCGGAAUUCAAUGCUGCACAAUCGAUUGUCCUCCUGCGACUUUAAAAGCGAAGCCCAGCUACAGCAAGAAACACUACAUCGUCGUAUAUUCUCCCACCGCCAGAAAUUACUCGUGGGUAGAUAUCCAACACACGUGCUCCAUAUCUGAGGAUCCCGUGCCUCUCUUCAGCGGCACACAUGAAAGUGGACGGGAUACUGUGAAGGAUGUGUUCAUAACACGUAAGAGAAUGCUGUUAAAACUCGGAGGAGAGAUGCUUGAUAUUAGCGAUCGGCUCCACGUAAAGGCUGUCGUGGAAAGCUCACGGAAUGUCAACGUCUGGAAGAGUUUCGCCACAGAAGCAGCUGCGGCAACAACCUAUGCCCAACUGGGGACUCUUCUCGUCAGUCUCCAUCUUGCCAUUGUUCGUGAAUAUAUCAAACCAACUUGGAUGAUGAAGCGGCAUGGGCUUUGGAAAGAGGAGUGUGUGAGAGCAGAGAGUGCCGCAACGGUGCAGAAACUUACGAAGGAGUUGAUCAAUGCAGUGUUGUGGGAUGAUGUGGGACCACUUUGGAACGAGCCUGACCAGCCAGAGCUUGACCCUCAGUGGUCGAACUGGAAAGGGGAGGCUUUUGAAGAGAAGGAAGAGCCUGAUACUGAUACAGAUCCCAAGUCUGCCGGACCUUGCGAGAAGGAUGCUGGUCAAGGGAAAAACUCCUCCGCUGGUAGCUCCAAGCGAUUUAAGGAGCAAGCAAGGGCACGGCGGCAGAGGCCACAUUCUUCCGAAGGCUUAGAAAGUACCCCGCAAAAGCGCUCUAAACACAAUCCACGUAGCUCGGAAGGGGGUACGGUUGGGCGAGCGAUAACAGCGUUUCGUUCACCUCUUGUCCAUCCCACUGGAUUGUUACAAAACCAACCAUGUGUACCUGUCUUAGAGGCGGACCGCUGCCACGAAGUGAUAUCAGGCGAUACUUUAGCAAAUUUGAAUGGACAAUUGGCCCUCACAAUUACUGAAGCUAAUACAGAGCCACUAGCUAGUGGUGAUUUGUCCUUGCAAGUUGCUGGCUCCAGUGCUGGCUAUUUUUCCGACAGCUCAGAAGGGGAUGAAUCGAAAGUUUUUGAGAGGAUUGGUAAAAGUGCUGCAGCUAGUAUGGCUGAGGGAUUAAUUGCUCUGGAGAGUGGACUAUGCUCAGCGUACUUGAAAAAUAAGGGUCGGCGUUGUAAUCGUUUUUCAAAGAAAGAAGGAGUGAAGUAUUGUGAUAAGCACAUGUACCUUAUUGAUCCAGAAAGCGUCGGGAAGAAGGUAGCUAUCGAAGGGAAUAUAGCAUGGCAGAGUGGUUUAUGUUCGGCUUUUCUAAGAAGAGAGAACAGACGAUGCGCUCGACAGGCUAAAGAGGGCUUCAAUGGUUAUUGUGGGUUUCACGUCCAUUUAGGGACAACUGUUAGUGAUAGGAAUGGAGACGAUGCAGAUUCACUUCAAAGGGAAGAUGGUGGCGGCGGCAAUUCAGUUUUCUCUUCUGUGAAGGAAGACCGAUGUCAAGGCAUCACAACUCGCGGUGUACAAUGCACGCAUAGAACUAAGGAUGGUUCUUUGUUCUGCGUCAAACACUCCUUGAAAGGUGCAACUCAGACUGAGAAAGAUGAAAGCAAGGGACAGACCUCUGGAGCCUCUAAAAUGGACUGGCAGAAGGGGACGGAACCGGCGGUAAGCGUAGGAACUCAAGGACAGGCGGAUAACAUAGAUGCCCAACAUGAAGUUGCCUCUGAACCAGGCUCACAGGAAGGUGGAAUUGUACGCACUCUGGAGUUGAAGUCUUUUGAGCAUAGCAGGGGAAGUGGUGAAGGUUCCACUCGGAAGCGAAAAGCAUUGUCCAGCUUCUUCACAGAUAGGGCAGUAGGAGAUACAAAGUCGUCAGCAACACCUAGCCAAGAAGCUCUCUCUCCUAAGUUUACCGAUGGUAGGGCAAAUCAGUGGACACAAUGCAAAGGUCGUACUACGAGGAACGAGGAGCAGUGUUCCUUUAGAGCUAGAGAAGGCCACGAAUAUUGCUCAAAGCAUCUUAACGCCAUGGAGGCCAAGAAAAAGAUUAUUCUUCAACGAAAGAAAGAUGAGGCAAAUAAUACAGAAACGAAAGGUUCUAGCAGUGUCCCUGGAGCCAGAAAUUUAUUUCACAGGUUUUUGAAAGGCGCUGGAUCAGUAUGCUCGCAGGGCUCGAGUGUAGAAGCAGGGAAUCAGCUCGUGCUCUCAACCCGACUUGAAGCUGCCAAGGAUGGUACGGCGGAGGAAUUAAUCAAGUUAGUUACCGUAGAGAUGACAAAGCUCCAGAUGUUCCUUGAUCCAGUCGACAUAAGUGAAGGAAAGAAAAGUGAUGGGAACUCCGGGCCGGUCUUUGUUGCUUCUUCCUCCUCUCAACCUCUCCGGAAUGUCCUUGAUGGUCCAGUUUUAGAUCGGCAGCCAUCUAUCCUGGCAGGUGUUUUAGCUGAUGAUCGCAUACUCGACGACAUGCCUCUCACUUGUGGUCUUUGUGACGCCGAAUUCCCUGCAGUUUCUGACCUUGGGAGGCACUGGCAGCUUGUUCAUAAGAAGGAAAUCAGCCUUUUUGUCAAAGGUCAUGCCUGUCGAGUCUGUGAUCGCCUGUAUACAAGGAAGCAGACGGUCAUGACCCAUUGGAAGAAGAGGCAUCAGUCAAUCGAAAUGAAUAAUCCUGACCUGUCAGUGUGUUUCGCUUGCGACUUGCGGUUCAACGAGGAUGAUGAUCUGCUGAAUCAUGUCAUCGGUGGGCACCCUUAUCAGCUCAGCAGUCCAUCCCUGAAAGAAAUGAUUGCACAGAAUAGAGCCAUAAUAGGUGCCGAACAGGAAGGUACAGAGUCCCUGAAAUGCCCAGAUUGCCUGGAAGAAUUUGAUACACAUUUGGGUCUCUAUCAACACCGUGAGAGAUUUCACAACCCACUGGAACUUGAAGGCAACGGUGUCAAAUUCUCCCAUUUAGGAGACUUCAAGCCUGGGGAAAGCAAUGAAUUUGGAACUCAUUCGAAUGGGAAGUAUGUGUGUCGACUGUGUGGGAUGAAUUUCCCAAUGUUACCUGACCUGGGACGUCAUCAUCAAGCGGCGCAUAUGUUGUGUACUAAGGUAGAGAAGCCAGUUCCGCCUCGAGGAAACUUGUCGAGCAAGAAGGAAGCGGCAUCUGAAUCUGGUCGUAUGAAACUACCAAUACGAAGAAAAGCUGAGGACAAAUCUGCAGCCUCUGAACCUAGUUUUGGACCAGCUCGAAGGAAGAGGAAAAAGCUGAGAUUUACACCUGGCUCUAAGAAGUCUCUUGAAAAAGACACGAAGGGACCGGAUUCUCUUCGUUUACAUGUACAGGCCGUUCUACAAGGUGCGACCCUCAGGAAGCGACACAAGAAGCAGUUGGGCGAAUUUAGUUUGGAUCCAAUUGGAAAGGACUUAUCGUCCUUGACGAAAGUUGAUUUCACCUUACCUCGUGAUAGUGUAUCUAACUCCAACAGCUCAUCUCCCAACGAUAUUGGUUUUUCUUUGACUCGCACCACACCCAAUACACUAUCCCUAACCAAACGUGUCGAGACUAAUUUUGAGUCUGUUCAAGAGAAGUUCAAGCUUCAAGCAGAUAAAAUCUUCACUGAUUUUUCACAACUUCACGGCGAGACAAGUGUAAAACAUGAGUCCCUAGGUGAUGGACCUUUGUAUUCAAACGACUCAGGAAAGCCCAGUUUGAGCAAAUUAUCAAUCAAGCAAGAUCAUGACCUGGAAGUUUUGAAAGACAUCAAAACCGAAAGAUCCAAAUUACCUUUGAUAUCGUCCACUAGUUCCCAAGAAAGAUUGACAUUUUCCGAUAACUCCAAGAAAAGGCCAAAGUUCAUUGUAACCUGCGAGGAUUUGAGUGGCGGCCAGGAGCCAGUCCCAAUUGUCUGCGUCAUUGAUCAUGAUGUGCUCGUUCAGAUUAGAGGCUUUACCAACAAGGAAAGCAGUGGGAAGAAUGUAUAUCAACCCAGUACUUUCACGUACAUCACCAAGCGAAGAUUAGACCCUUCUUUGGGUUUAGUCCCCGAGAAUUACAAAAUUGGUUGCAACUGUGGCAAAGCGCAGUGCACACCAGAUGCAUGUGAGCACGUGAAUCUCUUUGACUGCGAUAAUGCAGAAGCAUGUGAUAUAUAUGCCAAACCAAUGCGUGGACGAUUUCCUUAUGACGAUCAAGGUUGUAUCAUUCUUGAGGAAGGCUAUCUGGUGUACGAAUGUAACUCUAGCUGUCCAUGCCAACAGACUUGUCACAACCGAGUUUUACAAAAGGGUGUCACCGUAAAGUUGGAAGUGUUUAAAACUCACUAUAAGGGUUGGGCCGUGAGAGCAGCACAGAAGAUCAUAAGGGGGACCUUUGUAUGUGAAUAUAUCGGCGAAGUUCUUCAUGACCAAGAGGCAAACAAGAGAGGAGAGAGGUACGAUCAAGUGGGUUGUAGUUAUUUAUACGACAUUGAUGCACAUCUGGAUAUAUCUGGAACAGGAAGACGAUCCAAGCCCUUCGUUAUUGAUGCAACAAGUCAGGGAAAUGUUGCAAGGUUUAUAAAUCACAGUUGUGCACCAAAUCUGGUGAAUUAUCAAGUUCUUGUGGAGAGCAUGGAUGCUCAGCUAGCCCACAUUGGGCUUUUUGCAAGCCGAGAUAUUGAAAUUGGGGAAGAACUAGCCUAUGAUUAUAGGUAUAGAUUACUCCCUGGCAAGGGUUGCCCUUGCCACUGUGGUGCUAAAAAUUGCCGAGGGAGAUUGUAUUGAGUCAGGCAGAUCAGUGCUAGCAAUGAUUGUUAGCAACAUUGAAACGUUGCCGCAGUGAUUGUUAUAGUAGUCAUCUGGCGAGAGAUAUCGCUUGUUUAAUAUGCAUUCAAUAUACCCGAGAACAAACCUUUGAAGAGGGUGUGCAAUAUUUUAGAGAAUGCACUGAACAAGUGAAGUCUUCUUUUAGUUUGGGCACCCCUACUUGUAAAGUCUAGUCUGAUGCCCUUGUACAUGCUGCUGAUUGAUAUACUGGGACUGGGGGUUCCUCUAAUUAGGCUUAUUGUGACACAAACUUCUCUCUCCAUUAAGUGGAUGAGAAUCAAACUAUCCUGUCUCAAAUACGGUAUUUUUGAGUUUUCAGACGAUCUGAUGAUGUUUAUGGUGAUAUCCAGCAAUCAGUGUGACAGGAUUAGUGAUCAAGGCCUUUGAUCAUGUUAUAUAAUCAAAUUGUGAUCAAAGAUCAUAAAUU
Molecule: messenger RNA, 8445 nt
Organism: Marchantia polymorpha subsp. ruderalis
Lineage: Eukaryota; Viridiplantae; Streptophyta; Marchantiopsida; Marchantiales; Marchantiaceae
Source: the annotation of a GenBank genome assembly